AUGUUCGGAUUCUGGCCGUUACGCAACCCAUUGAUUGAUUGGGAUGUGGAAUUGGUCCUGAUCACUACUGUAAUAACUUCGCUACUUUUCUUCAUAUUGUUUGUGGCCUACAACUGCUUUCUGCACCCUAUCGCUCAUAUUCCGGGACCAUUUGUGGCCAAAACUUCUCCACUAUGGGCAAUGAGAGCUCUGUACCGCAGACGAUUUAACUCUGAGCUUCAAGAGCUUCACCAGAAAUAUGGACCGGCCGUUAGGAUUGGUCCGAAUGAAGUGUCCUUUGCAACACUCGAGGCCGAAACAGCAAUCUAUGCCAAACAAGAAGAUGGGCGUUUCUCUAAAAAGGGGACCUUUUUAACGCUUUUCUCUGAUCUGGUGUUGAAUGCUCCUACACUGAUCACAAUUCCUGAUCCGGCCUUGCACAAGAAACUGCAUCGCACCAUUCAGCAGGCUUUCACUCCCGAAGCAUUCGCGAAACAGGAACCAAUCCAGAACCAGCACAUCGAUCAAGCGUUUGUUCAGCUUGAGAGCGACUGUAGAAAUGGGAAGACGAUAAACCUGACUUUGACCCUGGAAACAAUGUUUUGGGAAAUCAUCGGCGACUUGUCAUUUGGAGAACCGCUGAUGUCUGGUAAAAAGCCCGUAUAUGAAGCCCUGAAAGAGCUGGGGAAAAGCACAAUGCCAAUGGUAGAACUUCUCAGCUACCUGACGACCUUACCCGGAGUGCCUGAGCUUCUUCAGAGCAUCAGCUCGCUAAUUUCAGCCUUGCCAUUUCAAUCUCAGCUCUCGAAACUUGUACCAUCGACUAGGCUGCGAGAUUGCAUGGAGCGACAGGAUGGCAGAGAGGAUUUCCUUACGGCGAUCAUGAGCAGCGAGAAGCAAGGGCUUUCUUUGAAUGCAGAUGCUCUUUUCAGCAACGCCAUGGGUCUUACACUGGCUGGCUACCAGACUACUGCGACAACUCUUGUUGCAACACUUUACCAUAUCCUCGGUCAUCCGGGUGUUUAUAACCAGCUCUGCCAUGAAAUUCGUUCUGGAUUCACCGAGGAAUCCGAGAUAACCGGUAAGCAGCUUCUCCGCUUGCCGCUGCUAAAUGCGUGCGUCCACGAGACUCUGCGCUUGCUGCCACCAGCCAACGGCAAGACGGCCCAACGUACGGCUCCGGAUUGUUUCAUAGGAGAAAUAAGAGUUCCCGCCGGAACAUUGGUUUCCGCGGACCUCUACAGCAUCCAGCGCUCAGAAGAGUAUUUCCAUAAUCCGUCUGCAUUCCAUCCUGAGAGAUGGAUCAACAACGGACGGGAAACCAGCUUUGAAGGUGACAAACGGCUUGCCUAUCGGCCAUUCCUUAUCGGAAGCAGAGCAUGUAUUGGCAGGAAUAUGGCCCAGAAUAGCAUCAGGCUGAUUCUGGCCCGGCUGUUUUGGAGAUAUGAUCUUGAGUUACUGAACAAGAACUUUGUUUGGGAAAGGGAUGCUGGCAGUAGUCUCAUUUAUACGGAUUAUGAGCUGUUUGUUCGCGCAAAGAAGGUCCGGUAGAUAUAUGCGGGAUGGCGAGCUACUGUGGAGGAAGAUUCGGCAGUCAUUUGUUCGGAGGUUUUGCGCUACUAGCCGUCUCGCUCAGCCGUAGAGUGACUUUAUGUCGGCUACGGUGGGCCAGCGCGGACCAAAUGCAAACCUCCGAGCCCUUUUAACAUGAACAUUGUUGCGCUCCUUAGAUUCUAAGCAGGUGGUUGCUGGAAUCGGUUUUCGUUGUCAGGGUU
Aplosporella prunicola CBS 121167 is the source of this 1754-nucleotide messenger RNA. RefSeq lists its product as uncharacterized. Bases 1 to 1530 code for a protein of 509 amino acids. NCBI's taxonomy places the organism in Eukaryota, Fungi, Ascomycota, Dothideomycetes, Botryosphaeriales, Aplosporellaceae. The transcript is spliced from 7 exons. Gene Ontology annotation, molecular function: monooxygenase activity; heme binding; iron ion binding. The record is from RefSeq and is a predicted model, not a curated record.